AUGGAUCGCGUGAGGGUGUUGCUGAGUGGGGGUUUUGGUAGUGGUGAUGCUGUCGACACGGUGACCCUCCCACUGCAACAUGACGACCAAGAGACGGCUUUUGAACUGGGUGACGACGACGACGGUAACGGUAACGGCGACUUGCAGACGCUAGUGUCGGACUCAGUGACGAUCGGGGACCUCCAGCGGCUUGGGUUCGUUAACAGGUGUCCCCCAUUUCACUCGCAGCGCGUAAUGCCCUUUGUGUCAGUGCUGUUAAGUAAGGGUAUCUGGGCAUUCCCCAGUGAAAACAGUCUCGCAGUGUACCUUCGCAACAAGCGACAACUGGAUAAAGUUGACUACGACGCGGGCGUUGGUGUUCCCCUGUUCCACGCGGUCAUGGGGAACACUCUAAAAAGCGUCCUGUUCAUGAACAAACAGCAGGGACCAGUCAUGAGAGUGUACAAGUACGAAAUCGUCCACACUAAGGAUGUAAAUGCAUACACAGAAGGUCAGGUGGUGCACGAACAAGGUACUCGUGCGCUUAUCAAGUUUGAGUUCUGUAAUGUCUUCAAAGCACACCUGCCAAACUCGCUUAGAGUCGACCACACGUUCACCUUCUACAAUGGCCAAUCGGUCACAAUGUCGAACUACAGGGACAAGAGGGACAUUGACACGCGCGUCGCAAGGAUUGCCUCUGAGGUAGGUUCGGGUUCUCGGGGUUUGCAUUCACCGUUCGGGUCCAAUGACUAUCAAACUGCUAGUCCUAGACGACAACAUGCCCACUUUCCUUACAAGCAGAGGGCGACCACGAUAACAUCAACGUAUUACAACGGUACAACCGAGGAGACCCCUCGGGGCGCUCCCCGUUUGGGGAAGUACUCUGACGCAAACGUGUCGAUGAUCCCAAAGAAACGGAUCCUAACACUAGCGACAUUCAAGAUCAACGAGUUCGCUCCAUCGAAUGGAGACGGUGCCUCAGAUGGGAUACUAAACAUCCACUGGGACACGCAAGUCUUGACGUGCAUGUGUCUACUUUUGCAUGAGUACGAAUCCAGGAAGGAGAGAAGACACGCAAACUCGUACGGGUAG
Molecule: messenger RNA, 1071 nt
Organism: Huiozyma naganishii CBS 8797
Lineage: Eukaryota; Fungi; Ascomycota; Saccharomycetes; Saccharomycetales; Saccharomycetaceae
Exons: 1
Coding region: 1-1071 (356 amino acids)
Source: RefSeq, a predicted model, not a curated record